Molecule: messenger RNA, 716 nt
Organism: Rhipicephalus sanguineus (brown dog tick)
Lineage: Eukaryota; Metazoa; Arthropoda; Arachnida; Ixodida; Ixodidae
Exons: 5
Coding region: 71-586 (171 amino acids)
Source: RefSeq, a predicted model, not a curated record
AGGGCUGGCACAUUGUUGUUUCUUUGUCCCUCCCAGUACUUUGGGCUUUUACCUCGUCCGUACUGGAAUAAUGCACUACAGCCAGUUCGCCAUCUUGCUUCUUUCAAGUUGUGCUUUUGCCCACACAGUCAAACCAGAGGACCUAUAUAACGCUUUGAACACUAAUGAAACCAUCUGGCUAAAGCAGCGGAGCUAUAACAGAAGCACUUCGUGUGUAGGUGACAAAAUGGUGUUCCUGAAUCACACUGAUUACCAGUUUACGCAGUCCUACUUGAAUGGUACUCAAUAUCAAAACCAGACCCUCUUUGCGAAAUUGCAUAAUGCAACAGGGGGCGGGAAUCCUUACAUGACCGUCAGCAAACAACAAGGAGGAUAUGGGAUCAACUACACGCUAGAUUAUUGGAAUGACACGGAGAAGUGCGGAGUUCUUACAAUGAAGCCGGGAGGUCAGAAACAAUGUGAAAUGCACGUAUGGAAUUGCACGAUUGGGCAAUCAUUGACGGGAUGUGAAGCAGGCUACAACAACCUAUGUAACGGAACGUCGUAUCAAGUUUAUUCAAGCAACUGCACAACUACAGAUGCAUAAAAUUAAUAAGAUUUAUUGCUUCAUGCAGCAGUGUCGGUCAUCGCUGCUCGAGAUGUGAUGUAUUUCACGUGCACUGUGCAAAUAUUUUCCGUCGUACAUCAACAAUAAACGCAGUUUAGUGGUAGUGUCA